Micropterus dolomieu (smallmouth bass) is the source of this 3286-nucleotide messenger RNA. RefSeq names its product spleen tyrosine kinase (gene syk). The record is from RefSeq and is a predicted model, not a curated record. The transcript is spliced from 14 exons. Gene Ontology annotation, biological process: positive regulation of cell adhesion mediated by integrin; adaptive immune response; positive regulation of alpha-beta T cell proliferation. Gene Ontology annotation, cellular component: extrinsic component of cytoplasmic side of plasma membrane; cytoplasm; signaling receptor complex. Lineage: Eukaryota; Metazoa; Chordata; Actinopteri; Centrarchiformes; Centrarchidae. Gene Ontology annotation, molecular function: transmembrane receptor protein tyrosine kinase activity; non-membrane spanning protein tyrosine kinase activity; ATP binding. The coding region runs from base 257 to 2128 and encodes 623 amino acids.
UUAAUUUGCUCUAGCUGGGAAAACACGCCAGAUCAACUGAGUGACAUGUUCAUGUGGUUUUGAGGAGUCAGGAGCUGGCUGAAUUUAAGAUGACCUAUUAACAUGUUGUUCGGACUGCUGAUGGACUGAAGGAACCAAACUAGAGGAGGGUCAACAUUCGGAAACAACUUCAUCACAUUGUAUUCAGAUAACUGUAUCCUGGUGGAUGAAUUUUGUGAGAGGACUUCCUUAAGGGAGCCAAAAUCCAGAAGCCAACAUGGCUGACAUGGUAAAUACAUUGCCAUUCUUCUAUGGCAAUAUCACCAGGGAGGAGGCGGAAGACUACUUGCGGCAGACAGGCAUGAGCAACGGCUUAUACCUGCUACGGCAAAGCCGAAACUAUCUUGGAGGCUUUGCACUGUCUGUGUUGCAUUCAGGCCGCUGCUACCACUACACCAUUGAAAGAGAACCCAAUGAAACAUAUGCUAUUGCUGGUGGUAAGAGCCACAGGACCCCUGUGGAUGUGAUUGACUACCACUCCCAGGAGAUGGAUGGGCUUGUGUGUCUGCUAAAGAAGCCCUGCAACAGGCCCAAGAACAUGCAGCCAAAGGUUGGGCCAUUUGAAGACCUGAAGGAAAAACUGAUCAGGGAGUAUGUUAAGCAGACCUGGAACCUUCAGGGUGCAGCUCUGGAGCAGGCCAUCAUCAGCCAGAGGCCUCAGCUGGAGAAGCUCAUUGCCACCACUGCACAUGAAAAAAUGCCCUGGUUCCAUGGAGCAAUAACACGAGAAGACUCUGAGCCCAGGCUUCAAAAUGGCUCCCGUACAAAUGGAAAAUUCCUGAUCCGACAGAGGGAUCUGAAUGGCUCCUAUGCUCUGUGUUUACUACAUGAAGGACAAGUCAUGCAUUAUCGCAUUGACAGGGACAGGGCUGGCAAACUCUCUAUCCCAGAUGGCAAGAAGUUUGACACCCUGUGGCAGCUGGUGGAGCACUACUCCUACAAACCAGACGGCCUGCUUCGAGUGCUAACAGAGCCCUGUCCAAGACCUGAUGGAGAAAUUGGGCUGAUAGGGCGACCGCUGCUCCCACGGGACCAUCCUGGACUAAGUUCUGCUCUUCACAAUGCAGCAGGUGGAAUUCUCUCCAGACUCAAAACUGUUCCCAUACCUGGCCGAAAAAAGAGCAGAGGACCUCGACACAACACCACAGAUAAUCUCAAUCCUUAUGAAACCAGGGUGCCCAACAAUCAAGAAGCCAGCAAAGAGGCCAUGCCAAUGGACACAGAGGUAUAUGAGAGUCCAUACGCAGAUCCAGAUGAACUCCGGAGUUCCACGGUCGAUCGCAACCAACUCUUCUUGGAGGAUGGAGAACUGGGCUCUGGGAACUUUGGUACAGUCAUGAAGGGCAUCUACAAGAUGAGGAAGACAGAGAAGCCAGUUGCAGUCAAAAUCCUAAAGAAUGAUGACAACAACCCAUCCGUACGAGAGGAAAUGCUGCGAGAAGCCAAUGUCAUGCAGCAGCUGGACAAUCCUUAUAUUGUCCGGAUGAUUGGUAUCUGUGAGGCAGAAAACCUCAUGCUGGUCAUGGAGCUGGCUGAGCUAGGACCACUUAACAAGUUCCUGCAGAAAAACAAGCAAACAACCAUAAAGAACAUCACAGAGCUGGUCCACCAGGUGUCUAUGGGGAUGAAGUACCUAGAGGAGCAUAACUUUGUCCACAGAGACCUCGCUGCCAGGAAUGUGCUGCUGGUCACGCAGCACUACGCCAAGAUCAGUGACUUUGGCCUCUCCAAGGCUGUCGCUGAGGAGCAAAACUACUACAAGGCCAAGGGUCAUGGGAAAUGGCCAGUGAAAUGGUACGCUCCUGAGUGUAUAAACUACUUCAAAUUCUCAUGCAAAAGUGAUGUGUGGAGCUUUGGGGUGCUCAUGUGGGAGGCCUACUCCUGUGGCCAGAAACCAUACAAGGGAAUGAAAGGAAAUGAAGUCAUGCAGAUGAUUGAAAGUGGACAGCGUAUGGAUCCCCCAGCAAACUGUCCACCAGAGAUGUAUGACCUCAUGAGGACCUGCUGGACAUACAAGGUGGAUGAAAGGCCUGGAUUUUCUGUUGUUGAGCCAAGACUACGAGAGUAUUAUUAUGACAUUGCACAGUGAUUCCUCACAUGGAUGUUACGAGACUAUGCAAACUAUUGGUUGAUGAGAAAAACUGCAUUUAAUCAUGGAGAUGGUUAUGAAUGAUAAAUUCUGUUGUAAAAUAUUGACUUCACCUGGAGGAUUCAUUCUAACUUUUGAACAAAGACCGUAAUUAUGCAAAUUACAUUUAUUUUAUUACUUUUCUUGUAUCUUCCUGAAUGUAAAGAAUAUGAAAGUUGUAAUAAACAAUACAAGUCCAGCUUAUUCUAUGAACAAGCAUGCACAAAUGAUUAAUUUGGUAGAUGUGUUUUAUACUAUAAGUGCAUUUUAUGUAUUAUAGGUGCACCAUGCAAGGUCAUUAUAGUUGAUCCAAAAAUGUAAUGAAGGUGUUUUAGCAUAUUCAAGAUUCAAGCGCUUUCUUGUCAUUGUGUAGCACGACAUUACUUUUGUGACAACCCAAAGAUGCAUUAAAAUUCACAAUUUAAACAAACAAACAAGUUCAAGUAGAACCAGUUCAAUAAGAAAUAUAAAAGAAGAGCUAAAUAUUAACUAUAAAUAAGAGCUAAAUAAGUAUAAAUGAGAAAUAACUUAACUGUUCAAGUAGUGUCUAGCAGCAUAGGUUAUUAUUGCACAUUGUCUGUCAGCAUGGAUUAUUAUAGAUUAUUACUGCACAGUGUCCAGAAGCAAGAGAGAUAAGACUGGAUUAUCAGUUUCUGUAAAUAAAUAAAUCCCAUUAUUGUGAUUCCUAACUAAUGCUAAAACCGCUCAGUAUUAUACAAUAUAUGGACCAAGUUUACAUGUAUCUCUGUAAUAAAUGAACAAGAAUCUCAUCAUCAAUGCCAAGAUAAAGUAUGAGAUUCUCCAAAUUUAAUCAGAAGUUCUGUAUAUCACUUUACAGUGGCCUCUAAGGACAAACACAUACAAAUGCAAAAGCACAAAUAUUUAGGACAAAUCAACAAAUUGUAGAAUAUAUACAAAAGUGAAAACAGAAACAUUUCUAUAACCGAAAUGCAUUUCUCUCAAUGUUGUUUGAUAUGAAAUCAGCGGACCUAAACAAUUUAAUUUUGUGGGACUUCAUUGGCACGGGGAACAGACGUUUGCAUUGCCAAAGCAAGUGUAAAAUAAAAACAAGAAGAAUUGUUAUUUUGCUAUUAAAAAUAUAUACAUAACUAUUUAAAA